Molecule: messenger RNA, 2845 nt
Organism: Gambusia affinis (western mosquitofish)
Lineage: Eukaryota; Metazoa; Chordata; Actinopteri; Cyprinodontiformes; Poeciliidae
Exons: 2
Coding region: 185-1024 (279 amino acids)
Source: RefSeq, a predicted model, not a curated record
AAUCAUGUUUGAACUCAGAUGGAAGAAGAUUUGGGAAUAACAUUUCUUUGCUGCAUUUCUUAAUUAUAAGGAAGUAUUCUUAUUACAGUUCAAGAAGAGUUUCAUUUGAGAAUCCUGAAAGAAGCUUCUCAAUCUUCUAACUGGCUAAAACAACAAGUUUAGCCUAUUUGUCAAAGAGUGAAGGAUGAAGUGGAGAUGCUGGCUGCUGCCAGUGGCUACAAUGCUGCUCCUCUGUGCAGCUAGAGCUGACAUGGAAAACCUCCAAGCUGAGAAUCUUAAUCUUCUUCCCAUAAAUGAACACCACAAGGUCUUGAACCGCAGAAUGAAAGUGUUGCCCAGAGACUGCUAUGAAAUGCUCAUGGCAUCUUCAGGAACAGCCAGAGAUGGGGUCUAUCUGAUCAAACCACAUGACUCCCCAGUUGUGGCCUAUUGUGCCAUGCAGGACGGAGGCUGGACCGUGGUUCAGCAUAUCACUGUCAACAGCAGUGUGGAUUUUGAUCGCACCUGGGAUGAGUACAAGAAUGGCUUUGGAGAUGUCACAGGAGAUCACUGGCUUGGGAACGAAUAUCUCUAUGAGCUCACUCGAGGCCCCGCCCGCUAUAAACUGGGAGUGAAACUCGUAGACAGAGAUGCUGUUACCAAGACUGGAGAGUAUGACCCCUUUCAAGUCGAAGAUGAAUCAACAGGCUACAGGUUGAGGCUGGGGUUAUUCCAGGGCACAGCUGUGGAUGCUCUGACCCUAGACACAGAAAAUUACCUUCACGACAACCAGAAGUUUACGACGAAAGACAGAGACAAUGAUAACUAUUUCCAAAACUGUGCCAAGCUGGAGUUUCAAGGUGUGCCAGGAGGGGGUUGGUGGUAUGAUGCUUGUGCUGGUGCAAAUUUGAAUCGCAGGAAUGUUAUUUACUGGCAAAAGGACUGCAACAAGGAGAAACUGUGCAAGUAUGCAUGGAUGAUGGUGAGACCAUCAGAAACUGUUAAAGUGAUUCACAGUGGACACUGCAAGAAUGAUGAGCUCUAAAGACAUUCUCUGAAUUUGCAUCAAAUCUGAGUGCAUAAGUAACAACACAGAUGGUGAUAAAUGUGCCUUUGUUGAUAAUAGGCACUGGCAUGAAUAUUUAUUUCCUCACAUUUUAAGAAAUACCUUCAACAACAACAAAAUACUGUAAGGAACCAAUAUUUUUCACAAACUUGAAGCACAGUAAAUAAAAAAAACAAAAAAACUUCUGUACAGUGUAGGCUAAACAUUUUUCUCCAGUUCACAUCCAUAUUUAUUAUCAGAGCAAAGAAUAUCAGUAACUCCCAAAAUUGUAGAAAAUUAAUUGUGUAAGAUAAUAGCUUAUACUUCAAGAAAAUAAAUUCAGUAAAAAAAAAAUUCUCCACAGUAUGUUACAGGUUGGCCAGAAAUGCAGGAAAUAUAUGACUUAGCAGCAUUUUGAAUAAAAAGUAGUUUUUGAUCCCAGUGAAAAACCUAAUCCUGAGGAUGACAGCUAUAAAAGUUGGUAUUCCCCAACCUUCUUCCUACUGUAAACAUUGACAAUAAAAGCAAGUCAUUUAGAGUGAUCUACAAGUUUGUCUUAAAAAGCAUCCUCAGUAUGACAAGUGGGAUGUGGAACUAGUAAAGCUGAAUUUAUAUUUAAUUAUCUGACAAAGCCAAGAGACAAGCAUGUAAAGGCUUGUAAUAAUCAAGAACUUAAUGUGCAAAUAAUAGAACAUGUAAAACAUUAGCCCUUUAAAAUUAAAUCUAAGUAGCAAUACAAUAUUAAAAAGUUAAAAAGUUAUCGGAUUUCAGGUUGCCAAAUUGCGUCAAGCCGCUAAUAUGUAACAAAAUGCACAUCAUGCCUUGAUUAUGACUCUGAUGGGCAAUGUGAUUUUAUUUUUAAGCUUAUUUACAAUGUCACAUUUACAGUUUCUCUCAAGUAUUUCAACUUCUCUUCUCCAACUUUUUCACAAUUUGUCACAUUACAACCAAAACACUGUUUUUUGUGGGAUUUUAUAUGACAAGAAGUUCACGUAAUUAUGUCUUGGAUUGGAUAAGGUUUGAUUCCUGGUUCUUAGACCAUAAUGGAGUCAUGUGGGUUGCAGCAGACCAUUGUGGAGAAAACUAACACCACACAUCAUCCUGAACACAUCAUUCCCAUGGUGAAACAUGGUCAUAGCAGCACUAUACUAUGGGGAUUAAUUAUGUUUUUUGGAAGUCAAAUGGAGCUAAAUAUAACUCAAUCCCAGAAGUAAGCCUAUCAUAGACUACAAAAAAAAAAAAAAAGAAAGAAAAAAGAAUAAACAGAAAAAACUGCUUGGAGCAGAGGUUUACCUUCUGGGAAAACGAUGACCUAAAACAUGCAACCAGAGUUACAGUUGAAUUGUUUAGAUCAAAGCAUAUUAAUGGGUUAGAAUUUCUAAGUCAAACUACAGAUCUGAAUCCACAAGACGCAUUUUGGCAAGAAUUGAACACUCAUGUUCAUUGGUACUCUCUUUGACUUUUGAGUUCAUUUGAAUGUGCAUAAAUUUCCAUCUCUUGAAUUAUUGAAUGUUUCAUUAUUGUUGAAACAUUCUCCAAAAGACUAUUAUAAUAGUCUUUCUCCAAAAGACUAUUAUAAUAGCAAAUGUUGAAAAACUAAUGCAUGCUACAAUUUUUAUUUUUUUAUUUGUUAAAACAUUGUCUUUCCGCCUUACCAUUACAAAUUGUUUUGUCACCUUCCUACAAAACAUCCCAAUGGAAAACAAUGGAGUUUGCAGUUAAAUGACAAAAUGUGAAAAAAAAUUAUGUUUGUUUAACACUGGAUAUAGUCAUUCUUUUUGAAGGAUAUUAGAAGCAGUUACUCUUCAUGACACCAGAUGA